Molecule: messenger RNA, 891 nt
Organism: Amborella trichopoda
Lineage: Eukaryota; Viridiplantae; Streptophyta; Magnoliopsida; Amborellales; Amborellaceae
Source: RefSeq, a predicted model, not a curated record
AUGCAGGCUGUGGGGCAUGGAAUUUCUAAGGAUUUGAUGAAUAAGAUGAGAAAAUUAGGAAAGGAGUUCUUUGAGCUACCAUUGCAAGAGAGAAUGAAGGUGGGUCGAAACCUUGAGGUUGAGCAGAAGGACUGGGUAGAAGGGUAUGCACACGACCCUGUAGAGUUUCAAGACCAAAAACUAGACUGGAUCGAUCGCCUCUACCUCCAAAUCUUCCCGGAAAACCAUAUAAAACUCCAGUUUUGGCCGGAAAAUCCAGCAGUCGGCAGAUGGUGUUGCAGGGAGAGCUUGGAUGAAUUUAGGUUGAAAAUGAAGGAGUUUGCAAACCAGACACUUAGGGUCCUUGCAGAGCUAGUUGGAUUGAGAGAUGAUUUUUUCACUGAUCGUUUAGAUGAUGAGGCCAUCAUGGCUUCGAGUUGCAAUUUCUACCCUCCGUGCCCAAGGUCCGAGCAAGUCCUUGGUUUCAGGCCCCACUCAGAUAGGAGUGGCAUCACUGUUCUCUUACCAGAUACUAACAUACUAGGUCUACAAGUCCUCAAGGAUGAGACAUGGCACCAAGUACCUGCCUUUCCUCAUGCUCUGCUUGUGAACAUUGGUGAUCAAAUGGAGAUAAUGACCAAUGGGAUAUUCAAGAGUGCGGUGCACAGAGCCGUGACGAAUAAGGAGAAGCCACGGAUUUCAAUGGCAAAUUUUUAUUCGAUGGCACCCAACAAAGGACUGGGUCCAAUAGAGAGAUUGGAAGGUGAAGUUACAGUACCUAUUUAUCAGACUAUGAACGUUGAAGAUUAUCUCAAGGCAUAUGUAGUAGACUGCCACAUUAAAAGGAAGAGGGCUAUACACAAUCAAAAUCUCUCAUUGAGGCUUCAGUCCAGUUUUAAAAUGAACUUAUGA